CGGCCUCCCUUCUGCUCCUGGCUGAGAGAACAGAAAACCCGUCCGGCGGGUUUGGCCGAACUCUGCCUGCGCGGCUCACACGCUGCUCGCUCCUGCCCCUGCGGUGGGAGCCUCAGCGCUCAGCACGGAGGUGGACGGAGGUCCUGGAGCCACCAGGCCCUGCGCCCCCACCCCCCACAGCAGGCUGGAAGCACAGGGCCAGCAGAGGCAAUGGAGAGCUUCGCGGAGGCCCUGAACCGGCUGAAGGACGCGCACGAGAAAGAGGUGCUGGGCCUACAGAGCAAGCUCGCGGAACUGAACACCGAGAGGUGCCGGGAUGCUCAGCGGAUCGAGGAGCUGUUUGCCAAGAACCAGCAGCUCCGGGAGCAGCAGAGGACGCUGAAGGAGAACCUGCGGGUGCUGGAGAACCGGCUGCGGGCAGGCCUGUGUGACCGCUGCAUGGUCACGCAGGAGCUGGCCAGGAAGAAGCAGCUGGAGCUGGAGAGCUCCCACCUGCAGGGCCUGCAGCACCUCUUCCUCCUCACCAACGAGAUGAAGGCGUUGAAGGAAGAGAACGAGGCCCUGAGGGAGGCCGUGAGGCGGCUCCGCCUGGCGGACAGGCCCAAGCCCCUGCCCAGGGAGGCCAGCUCGGAUCCGCCCUCCCCCACUGGCUGGAAGGCUGGGCCCGAGAGGCCACCUGCAUUCCACCAGGAGGCAGAGGAAGACCCCCCGGGCACGGACACACACGGAGAAGGAAAGCCGCCUGCCGUGUGCGGGACGUCUCCAGGGGCCAAAGUCUCCCCGGGCACCAACCUGCCCGAGCCUCGGGCCCCAGACGUGAGCCCACAGUGCAUCGCCAACCAGCUGCACGGCACCAUUGCCACCGUGCGGCCUGGGGCCCGGGCCUGCCCUAUGGACCACGGCUCUGCCGACGGAACGCCCCCGCCGCUGCCCACCAGGAGCAGCCCACCCAGCCCUGCGUGCGAGCACAGCCUCCCCCUGCACAGCUUCCUGCGGGCCCCCUCUGCCUCGGCCAUCGAGUCCCUGAAGCGCUGCCUAAAGUCUGACCGCCUCUGCCUCCUGAGCCGCCACCUGGCCCUGCACCUGCAGGGCCCCCACGGCGGCCCCUUGGCCCCCGCCACAGCCCCGGGCAGCUCCCAGCCCCAGGGCCUGACAGCUGUGGAGGCAGAGUCCUGGGAGGAGCCCACGGGCCUCCUGGGCCUCCCCAGCACCCUGGCAGGCAUACAGGACCCACGGCUGGAGGGCGCACUGCACCUGCUCCUGGCCCAGCAACAGCUGAGGGCCAGGGUGGGCAGUGCCAGGCUGAGGGCCACCCCCAUGCCAGGGGAGACACUGCCUUCCCCACCACUCGGCCUGGACGCCAAGGGCCCCGAGAGUGAGGGGGCUGGGGCAGCUCUGCCCACAUCAGCCCUUGCUAGGGGGCGGCAGCCACAGCCCAGAGGCCCAGGCAGCCCCGGGAAGGAGACCACCCAGGACUGUGCCCCAGACAAGCCCCUGGACCUCUCAGACCGGGGCCGGAAUGGCCUCAAGCUUGCCGUGUGGCCUGAGUCACUGGGCCCUGCAGGCACCCGUGCCCUGAGCCCAGAGCCCCCCCAAGGAGCCGAACCACCUGCCCUGACGCACAGCCCUGGGGCACUCGGCAGUGACACCAAGGAGACCGGAGCGCCAGAGUCGGAGGAGCCGCCCACGCCCGUGGCACCGCGAUGGCCUUUCCCCUCUCCAGGAGGGACAGCAGAGGAGGCCGGAGCAAGGCCAAAGCCAGCCGCCCACCUGCAGGGGCCUGGCAGUGGCGGCCACCCAGAGCUCAGCAAGGCUGGAACACAGAGACCAGAGACGGAUGAACUGGACGAGCCCGACCCCUCAGACAGCGAGCUGAGCGCCAAAGCAGAGGCUGAGCCAAGCACGCCCGGGGCAGGGCCCAGGUGCACCCAGGAGCAGCGGCAGAAGAGGAAGCCGGCCUCAGAACUGGGGGGCAAAGCCUCCAAGAAGCUGUCCCGAGGGAGAAGGAAACCGAGAGGGCCUCCGGCCGCAGCCGACGCCCCGGCAAGCCCGAGGGACGCCGAGGACCACAGUCCCUGCCCCAGCGACUGGGAGGAGACCUAGCCAGGCCAGGCCGGGGGUCGCCCCACUGGCCCUCGGGGCCUCGAGGCAACAGGACACACUGCCAACUGCACAGAGCCCGGCACGGCCUCUGGAGGGCUGGGGCCCGGCCACUUCCUGAAGCAUCCGGUCCUCCCCUCCUCAGCCCAGCAUCCAGCCCCACCCCGCGGGAAGCACCUCCCACCUCAGGUUCGAAGCUGGACAGUCCAGGGCCCAGGGCCCGGAGCACCCCAGAAGGCACGGAGCUCCAGCCACGGACUCAGGCGCCCCCUCGUGGAGCCCCAGCAAACUAGCAUCGGCACCCGGCAGGGGGCCCCAGGGUGCUCCGAGAAUAAACAGAAUAAAUGCGUGAAGAAUGGCCUUCCCCUCCCCCGU
Molecule: messenger RNA, 2475 nt
Organism: Oryctolagus cuniculus (rabbit)
Lineage: Eukaryota; Metazoa; Chordata; Mammalia; Lagomorpha; Leporidae
Source: RefSeq, a predicted model, not a curated record